This is a messenger RNA of Ustilaginoidea virens, 2532 nucleotides long. RefSeq lists its product as uncharacterized. Gene Ontology annotation, cellular component: cytoplasm. Gene Ontology annotation, molecular function: zinc ion binding. The record is from RefSeq and is a predicted model, not a curated record. Bases 1 to 2532 code for a protein of 843 amino acids. The transcript has 4 exons. NCBI's taxonomy places the organism in Eukaryota, Fungi, Ascomycota, Sordariomycetes, Hypocreales, Clavicipitaceae.
AUGCCCAAAAUGCGCGUGGGCUGGUACGCCGGGGUCUCCACGGCCCUCGCUGGGGCUGUCAUCAUCUCCGCGUUCCAGCAGCGGGCUAACUUCUACUCUGCGAUGGUCUACCUGGCCCAAAGCAAUUUCUGUUUGCUUGUCUUGGUGAAUUUCACUCUUCUACUAUAUAGCAGCUUCGUUUACGGCCUCACCAAACUAUGCUACGGUACCUUGCGAGCUGUCGAAGUCGAGCAGCUUACUGAACGGGCUUGGUUCGCCAUCACGGAGACAUGUCUUGCCAUGACCAUUUUUCGGGAAGAGAUAGGUGCUUGGUUCCUUGUAAUGUUCACUACCCUCGUCACCGGAAAAGUCUGGGGAUGGAUUGGGGAUGGCCGGGUGGAAUUCUUGGAACAGCAACCCCCCGCAAACCCAAGACUAUUCCACUUGAGGCUGAGUGUUUCUCUUGCCCUGAGUUUCAUUUAUGAUGUCUGGAUCCUCAAAUACACCAUCGACACGGUAAUAAGACAAGCUCGGCCGAACAUGAUGGUAAUGUUUCUCUUUGAGUUCGCCGUCUUGGCUACAUGUUCAUGGCGAACAGCAGCCCGCUAUGUCCUUUCGAUUACCGAGCAGAGCAUUGUAAGUGUUCAAACCAGACAACGUCUGGCCGAGCGGAGGCUAGAGCUCAGCCGACGACGGGAAGCCAUGGUCCGGGCCAGGGAUCAGGCUGCAGCCAGCGGUCACGAGCACAACUCACAUCAGGAACCAAUACCGGAUGAGGAAGAGGAUAUCGAUGAGAUGGACAUUGAAGUUCCAGGGUGGGCAGCAAAGGGAGAAUGGGUGCUGUGGCUGGAUUUGGUUACUGACAUGAUCAAACUCGGCAUCUAUGUCGCCUUCUUCUGUAUGCUGCUCAGAUUCUAUGGUUUACCCAUACACAUAAUGAGAGACCUCUUCAUGACGUCGCGAGAUUUCAUCAAGCGACUGAAUGCGCUUUUGCGAUAUCGACGCGCUAUCCGGGAAAUGAGCAAAUAUCCCGACGCCACCGUUGUUGAACUCUCGCAAGAGAACACAUGCAUCAUCUGUCGAGAGGAGAUGCGACUCUGGGAUCCAGCUAAUCAACCUAGCGCAAUAAACAGGGCCCGCCCAAAGAAACUCCCCUGCGGCCAUGUACUGCAUCUUGGAUGUCUGAAGAGUUGGCUCGAACGUCAACAGGUCUGCCCGACUUGCAGAAGCCCUGUUGCGAUAAACCGUGCCGGAAGUGGGGUGAACAGACCAGCUGGUCAGCGGUUCCAGCUGGACAACGUUGCCCAAGUACCCGAUCGGCAUCAACAACCUGCGUUCAAUAACAAUGGACUGAAUGGCGGGCAACCUUUGAACAACAACAACAACAACAACGGUCAGCCCGCUCCGCCGAGGGGCGGUGGCGCUAGGGUGUUCAAUAUCGGCCCUCUGCGGUUAGCUUUCGGUGCUAAUGCCCAGCAAGCUCGCGAAAUUGUUCAACGGAUUGGCGGCGGCCAAGACGAGAGAAAUCAGACUCAGGGGCCGACAUCGACGCCAAACCAAAACCAGCCCCAAGCAGGAGAUAAUGUUCAGCAAAUCGGCAAUCUGCUCGCGCAAACGGAGAAUCUUAUAAGACGAGAAGUUGAAAGCUUGCAAGCCUCACAACAGGAAGUGCAAGUGGCUCAUCUGCUGAUGACGGAGCUCCAGCGCCUUCGCCAGCGGCGACCGCAACAGGACCCUUCACUCAGGUCUCAGCCUGCAGUUUUGCCGAUGGUGAAUGGGAUGGUGAAUAUAACGCUGCCCCCAGCUCAACAUUUCCAUCAUCUGGCUCAAGGCCAUACCCACACGGCUUUGGCCUCCCCCGGUCAUGGUAUUCCCUCAUUCGGCAGCCCAUUCGUAGUUCGCCAUGGGCCGGUGCCGAAUGGUUCGGCGAUUCCCGCCGGUAGUCCCGAGCUCCCGCACGGCGUCACCUUGCCGCCUGGUUGGUCAUUAAUUCCUCUGCAGAGGCUUAAUGGAUCCCAGACGCAACAACCACAGCCACAGCAAUCGAUGCAUCCGGCCGAAACUUCCGCUUCUGGCGAACUUGACAAUCCUCAACAUGCGGCCAUGGACUUCGAGCCAACGUCUGUGAACGCAAUGCCAGAGGAUGACGACCGAAUAGCAGGGACCAAUGUCUCGGGAGAUGGGGCUGUGAGGUCGAUUCUAGAGAAUGUUGCGACGAACGUGUCCAAUACGACAGGUGUUGCGCCCACGGCAACGCCCAUGGCAGCGCCCAGGCCGAUCCCACCGAACUACGAGGUCCCUUCUCAGUUGCUGGCCCAUCAGUCCCAGCACGAUGUGCCCGAGAGCCACGUCCGUUCAUCUGAUCACCUGGAACCUACUGAAGAGCAACAAAAAAGCGAGCAACUGGCCACAGCUGGGUCUGGGUCUGGUGGCGGUGACUUGGUUUCAGGCGACGCGGCUCAAGCUAGCAAUGAGCUCUCUCAGGAUGUCGGUGGGAAAGGAAAAGGCAGGGCUGCCACCGUGGAAGAUUCAUACGAGGAGGACGAGAACUGA